GCUACGUCUUCCCCAGCUAGUGGUGCUCUUCGUACGCAAAGCUCAGGUAGCUUGGUAAACAUGGCGCCUCAAAGCUUGGAUCUUGGGCUGAGUCUUGGCCUGGGCCUGGCGGCGUCGCAGCCCAGCUUCUGUCACUCCGGCAAUGCCGUUGCGGUGGCGGAGCGGGAGGUGAGCCCGGCCGCGGCGGAGGAGAGGAGAUGCUCGCCUUCGGGCAGCCCGGUGUCGUGCGGGAGCGGGAAGCGCGCGGCGGAGAGGUCGGCCGCCAGCGGCAGCGGUGACGACGAUGACGACGGGGGCGCGCGCAAGAAGCUGCGGCUGUCCAAGGACCAGGCCGCUGUCCUCGAGGAGUGCUUCAAGACCCACCACACCCUCCCUCCGAAGCAGAAGGUGGCGCUUGCGAAGAGCCUGGGCCUACGGCCGCGGCAGGUGGAGGUGUGGUUCCAGAACCGCCGCGCCCGGACCAAGCUGAAGCAGACGGAGAUGGACUGCGAGUACCUCAAGCGCUGGUGCGAGCAGCUCGCCGAGGAGAACCGGCGCCUCGGGAAGGAGGUCGCCGAGCUCAGGGCGCUCAAUGCCGUGGCUACCGCGCCGGCACCGGCACCCCCGCUGACCACCCUCACGAUGUGCCUCUCCUGCAGGCGCGUCGUGUCCUCCUCCUCAUGCACCGCGGCAAACAUUCCCGCCGCGCACCCGCACGGGCACGCCGCCGCCAAUGCUGGCAUGGCCUCUCCGGCGGCAGCAUUAUUGCCCGGCCACCGGCAGUUCGUCUGUGGAUUCAGAGAGGCCGGAGCGGCAGCAUACAGGGGCUCAUCUGGGCUUGCAAAGGCGGUCAAGGCGGCCAGAUAGAAGGGCCUAGCUAGCUAGCUAGCUCGCCGCUGAUCUGAAUUUGCUCUGCUCAGUGCUCUGAUGCCAUCAAAAUGGCCAAGCGCAAAGCAAGUGCAGCAGAAAAGUUCAAUUUAUUUUUCCGUAUGUUUUGGGGGAAAUGCAAAUGUAGUUUUUAACAACUUCAACUUAGGAUCGUUGGAUGGGUUCCCCUUCAGAUUGAUGUAUCCAUGUGAAAAGCUGUGGAAAUUACAGUAGACGAAGCUAAUUUACCCCUCUGUAUCAGAGCUGAACAUCUACUAAUGCA
This is a messenger RNA of Phragmites australis (common reed), 1129 nucleotides long. RefSeq names its product homeobox-leucine zipper protein HOX28-like. The record is from RefSeq and is a predicted model, not a curated record. Gene Ontology annotation, biological process: regulation of DNA-templated transcription. Bases 61 to 846 code for a protein of 261 amino acids. Gene Ontology annotation, molecular function: DNA-binding transcription factor activity, RNA polymerase II-specific; sequence-specific DNA binding. Lineage: Eukaryota; Viridiplantae; Streptophyta; Magnoliopsida; Poales; Poaceae. The transcript has 2 exons.